AUGAACGGAGAAGCCCAAUCCCACAGGAGCAGCGCCUCAUCCAGCUCACAGUCCCAGCGCGCCCAUAGAAGAAGAGGCAUACAGUGGGCACCCCUAAACAUAAGCCUAAAACGCCGCCUUCAAACCUUCCUCGUCCUCUGCCACACAUUAACAAUCGCCAUCUUCCUAACAGCCUUCUUCUUCACCUGCGCCAUUCCGAUCUUCUGGCCCCUCCUAGUCCCCUACUUACUCUACAUCUCGCUCUUCUCAACAGCAGCAACAUCAGGCGAACUAAAAGGCCGCAGUCAAUUUCUGCGCUCACUGCCUAUUUUCAAACUAUAUGCUUCUUACUUUCCCGCCCGUCUCCACCGUGAAGAGGAACUGCCCCCGACCAAGAAGUAUAUCUUUGGAUAUCACCCUCACGGAAUCAUCUCCCAUGGCGCAUUCGCUGCAUUCGGAACCGAGGCUUUGGGAUUCGCGAAAUUGUUCCCGGGAAUUACGAAUUCGCUGUUGACACUCGAUGCUAAUUUCCGGAUUCCGUUUUACCGCGAGUAUGCGCUUGGUUUGGGGAUCGCGAGUGUGUCACGGGAGUCGUGUGAGAAUAUUCUUACAAAGGGUGGAUCGGAUGGAGAGGGGAUGGGGAGGGCGAUUACGAUUGUCGUUGGCGGAGCGCGGGAAUCGCUGAAUUCGCAACCUCACUCACUGCGACUUGUCUUGAAGCGGCGGAAGGGCUUUGUCAAGCUCGCUAUCCGGACUGGGGCGGAUCUUGUUCCCGUUUUGGCUUUUGGCGAGAAUGAUCUCUAUGAGCAGGUUCAUUCCGAUGAGCAUCCGCUUAUUCAUAAGCUGCAGAUGUUUGUUAAGCGGACUAUGGGUUUUACGAUUCCGUUGUUCCAUGCUCGUGGGGUGUUCAAUUAUGAUGUUGGUUUGAUGCCUUAUCGGCAUCCGCUUAAUAUUGUUGUUGGGAAGCCGAUUCCUGUUAUGCAGCAGCAGAAUCGGGAUAAGAUUGAUGAUCAGUAUAUUGAUGAGUUGCAUUCCAGAUAUGUACAGGAGUUGGUCCGGUUGUGGGAUCAGUACAAGGAUGUUUAUGCUAAGGAUCGGGAGGGUGAGCUGGAGAUUGGCUCUUGA
Messenger RNA from Penicillium antarcticum, 1104 nucleotides. RefSeq lists its product as uncharacterized. Gene Ontology annotation, molecular function: diacylglycerol O-acyltransferase activity. The record is from RefSeq and is a predicted model, not a curated record. Gene Ontology annotation, biological process: triglyceride biosynthetic process. The transcript is spliced from 2 exons. Gene Ontology annotation, cellular component: endoplasmic reticulum membrane. Bases 1 to 1104 code for a protein of 367 amino acids. Lineage: Eukaryota; Fungi; Ascomycota; Eurotiomycetes; Eurotiales; Aspergillaceae.